CCUAUCUACUAUCAGAACUCUUCCCUUUUAACUAAAAUGCAAAUGUUGCUACUCAGCAAUAACACCAGAUUGCCAAUGCCAUCAUUUAAUAAAGAGAUAAUCCCCUUUUUUACCUGCAGCCUUUUACAUGUAAUGGCUCCUGGUGGAUUACAAAAGUUCAGCAUACAGAUGUGCAUGAGAUGACAAUGAUAUUUGGAAGCGUUUAUUUUUAUUUUUUUCACUAACCCACAUUUUCUCAUUCUCCUACCAGACACCACAUGUGGCCUAGAUUCUCAGAUUAUGCUUUGUUUUUUGUGUACAUUGUACAUUCUGUGCGUAAUAGCCGUGCGUAAUGGCAACCGAGCAGAUUUUAGAUAUGGUUUCAAAGAACACACGCCUAAAUCCAUUUGCUGUAGUUAUGCCCAACACAUCUUCAACGUGCUGUGUUACAUUUGUGUAAUAUCACACAAAACACUAAGUAGUUACAAUACUCUUACAAUGUCUGCUGUUUGUUGUAACUAAGCUAUCCCAGUUGUGCAUUUGAACGACUGUUUUAUGGGGACCAAAGGCCUGCGUCCUUAUGUUAUCGGUUGUGAUAUAUGGCACGAGACAAUAUUGCUGCAUUGGCAUUGUGGCUGAAGUUGGGAUUAACUCUGAGUCAGAACUGAACAUUCCUGUUUGAAUAUCGAUUUACAACCUAAUUCUUCCCAUUUGUUAUCUUAUUGUUGGAUCGGGUAGACUAUAUUUAACGUUAACUAAGUUGGCACGCGCACACACAGGUGUCAGAUUUUGAAUAGAUGUGAAAGAUAUGCAACUUAUUCGGUUCAGAAAUGUUGUGUACAGUAUCAUAACUAUGUGCGUGCAAGUCUACCUGGCAAUCAUAAUCGAAACUAUUUUAUGGGAGCGUUGUCUAAACGAACACCUGAACGAAUUUGACUUCUGUCUUUGUUUUUUCUUAGUUUCUCGCAGCCACGAACCUCCUCAAAAUGCCGGCAAAAGUAUGCCUAAUGUGUCCAUUGCGUUUAGGCUACGCUCAGGCAAGGGGAAAGGGUUUUUUGGGUUUGGGUGACGCUCUGAAUCACGUGCUCGUUUGGACCACACACUGUAUAUUUCUUUCCGUUCUCAUUCCGCCGUCCGCGUCUCACCGACAUAAACAGUGUGCCAUAGGGAGUUGAUGUACCUUGCUGUGGUCACUGACGGGUUCACGUCAGUUCACCGGGUUCAGCUGAGGAGAGGUCUCGGCCCCUCCUCCUAUUCGGAGACACCGACCAGAGCUAAUCUAAUGUUAUUCAUUUCAGUAUUAAUAACGGAUUUCCAUUUCUUCAUUCCUCACCAGCUAUACGGUAGGAAACUCAAACUUGCUACUUCAAGAUAUAGCUUACGUAAACGCCUUCCCUUUGCCUUCUCAAAGUUGCUUUACUUAAAGCUGUCAUUGCUAGCUAUUCUACUCCUAUGCGGCGCAGCAGUCAGGGCAGUUUACAUGAAGUCGCCAAUGUAUAAAAUGGCGACAGUAGAUGGGGAGUGCUGACUUAAAAUUUUGGGAAUCGACAGUACCCAUCUCGAUAAGACUGUAACUAUCCGGCAUGCCGCGCUGCAAGCGUUUUCCGGAUAGGUAGCCUAUUCUGGAGUGAAAGGGUUAACUCACCAGUUUGUUACAGUUUCUCGAGAAUUUACUCAACAUUAUAUCUGGUUCUAAUUUGCCUACUCGCACGCUACAACGUGUCUUUUCGGAGGUUACACUAUAUCAUUAAUGCAGCGCGUCGCAAAGUAUGGUCUCCAAUGAGCGACCCUUAGGAGUCCUGUGCAGCAGAUGGAAGCAGCUCCAAAACUAGGAUGAAUGAGUAACAGCCACCAUACCAUGGCAGGCCCGUGAACCGGAAGCCCACCCACCCACCCACCCACUACAGUUCUCCUAAACUGGUCAUCAGUUCUCAACAGUUACAACCAUCUCCCAUCCACACACAACAACACCCCUUCUCUGGCCAUCCCAUGUACAGCCAUGGCCAGCAAGAGGAAGUCCACAGUACCGUGCAUGAUCCCAUCCAAGAGCAAACACAGAGAGGACAUCAUACUGGGGUGCCUGCCUGAGCUACUACCCACAAUUCCCGAAGACAGCAUUCUCAGCAUCUCUGGAGAGGAGGGGGACACACGCGUUCCCCCUCCUCCAACCCAAAAAAAGCAGGGCAACAAUGUCACCUGGAAACCCCCUGCUGCCACCGCAGAGGCGGCGUACAGCUGCCCGCCCUGCGGAUUCCAGACCAGAGACCUGACACCUUUCCUCGACCAUUUGGACAGCCACCACAUGGACUUCCGGGCACAGCCAAGCUUCCACUGCCAGAACUGCGGGGUCUCGGCGUCAUGCUUCGAGGCCCUGAUCUUACACAACGCAAAGACACACCCCGGAACCGGGCUGGCCGGCAGCCCCCUGAGCACCUCCCUUCGGGUGUCCAAGAGAGGCGGGGUGACCGUCGUGGAGCAGAACCUGUUUCCAGAGGCGUCCGUUGAGCCUGGAGACGCCGGAUUCCCAGACACUACUACCACCACCACCACCAGUGCAUCUGUCAAGAUAGCCAAGACCAAGGAGGAGCACAAGAGGAGCGUGGUUUCCCACACUGCCGAGGUGCACAGGGUUGACCCGCACAGGGACAAAGGAAUGGAGAUCAGAGACCCCACUGUGUUGGCACAUAUGCAGACCGCAGCAGCACUUAACGGAUCCCUGGGGAGACUCCCGUCUCUCCCGUCCGCCAUGCAAAUUGUCACCGGAGCCGGGUCACUUCCCCACCUCAGGCAGAACAGAGGUCCCAUUCGGCCAUCUUUUACCACUCCGGUCAACCCUCCGAACUCGUCUCUCCCACUUAACGCUUUCCCGCCCUCCGACCCAAACAACAACAACCUCCCCAAGGUGAUGAUUCCUCUGAGUAGCAUCCCCGCUUACGACGCGGCCAUGGACUCCAGUAGUUUCCUCAAGACAUCCUUCAGCAAGUUCCCGUACCCGACGAAGGCCGAGCUCUGCUACCUGACCGUCGUGUCUGAUUUUCCCGAGGAGCAAAUCAAACUGUGGUUCACGGCCCAGCGUCUGAAGCAAGGAAUCAGCUGGUCCCCGGAGGAGAUCGAAGACACCCGCAGGAGGAUGUUCAACACGGUUUUCCAGCCAACACCCGAAGGUGCCCAGAAGCAGCAGCAGCAGCAUCAGCAGCAGUCCCACUACAGCAUCCCACAGCACAGAACGGUUACUCAUUCGGUUGCCAUGGGGCCAAACUGCAGGGUGCCCCAAAUACCACCAGGCAUCGUCAACAGGUGGAAGCCAGGGGUCAUAAUCAGCCAACCCGGCAUGAUUCCGCGGCCUCCGCCUCCUCCCACGAAGCCCCCAUCAGUCGUCAGAACAACAGCACAUUUACCAACCAGAGCUGCCGCCCUUGCCCUCGCUGAGGCUGCAAGCAGCAGCUUUUCCAGCAGUGGCCGAAGCAUCAGUAUCAGCAGUGGCAGCAGCAGCAGCAGCAGCCACAUCAGUCAAACGUCUGCCUAUCAACAGCCCGGACAUUCGAGCGCCAAGCUGCCUCUUGACAGUGAAGCCAGAGUCAGCACCUUAAGCAAAGACAGUGUUAGCAGCUUGGCUGUCAUCAGCCGCAUCAAUGACCAUCACCAACCGACAACAAUCAGCAACAGCCCGAGUCAAAGCAUCACUUCCAGCAACGGCAGCACCAGUGCCUUGAAUAGCAUUUAUAGCAACUUUAUCAGCAACAACUUUUGUAUCCAAAACACUAGCCCCACCAGCAAAGCGACAAGCUACAACCCGAACGCUAACGGAGGCACCGGUAGCCAAAGCAAGAGCCCUGGCCACACCAACGAGAACAGCAAUGCCAGCAUAUCUACCAGUGACAGCAACACUAGCACCAGCCCACUAAGAACUAGCAAUACUGAAGAUAGUGAUAUCACAAACCACACCAGCAAAUUUAGCUCUGACAAUGCAGACACUUCCCCCCUCACCACCAGCAAUGAAAGAAGUGGAGUGGCGGACAAUCCACCUGGCCUGUUGCACUGCCCAACGGUCCAGCCAUGUAGUCCCCUAGACCCCUCUCUCAGCAAGGCCAAGAAAUCCCAGGAACAGCUGGAGGAACUGAAGAAGAGCUAUGCCCACUGCCAGUUUCCAGACCAGAGAGAGGUGGAGAAGCUCACGGCUGCCACUGGGCUCACCAUGGGAGAUGUCCAGAAGUGGUUCAGCGACAAGCGGUGCCAGGACCGAAACACGUCAGGUUCUCGGUCUUCGGCGGAGAUGCCUUCUGAAGAUGUUCCACUGCCACGCUCCGCCACUCCUUCAUCCCCGGACCUCGCAGGCAACCCGGUGAUGAGAAAUGGCCCCGCCAGCCAGCCCACCCUUAGCCCCCCACCCCCGAAACUGCUGAAGCAACAAGAUCCUGCGUCAGCCGCUCCACACAAAGUGCCCAGAGUACCUUCUCCCGACUUCACCGCUGUCCUGUACAAGGAGCGUGACCCACUGCAUCUGAUUGCCUUAGAGGACAGCUUCUGUCAGAGCCCCCAGCCGCCCGAGGCUGAGGUCGACAGGCUUCGAGCAGAGACCAAGAUGACUCGUCGAGAGAUCCACUGCUGGUUCUCCGAGAGGCGGAAGAGGGAGGUCAGUCAGCAGCGAGACGAGAAAAUGAAGACGGAGGAAUCGUCUGAAUGGGCCAAGCACUCCCACACCCCACCAACCUUGACCAAGGAGGACGGACAGUUCAAAGAAGAAGCUGCUGGCCAGAGGCCGUUCAUGAAAGAGCACUACACGACGGACGCGGAGCAGUCGCAGAGUCAGAGCGGAAGCCCCGAGCCAAAGGUGAACCCCAUCAAGAUUAACCUGAAGAUGCUAAAGGUGGCCGAUCCGGAGUGCAAACACGAGCUGACGGUCAUGUCGCCCGACCAGGAAUCGGACAUUUCCAGAAUGAUGUCCUCACCGUCCUCCUCCCUGCUAUCCGACAGGGUAACUCCUGAUCAAAUGCACCUUCUUCGAAAGACCUUCGCCAGCACCCCCUGGCCAAACAACCAACAGCUGGAUGAGCUGGUGAUGGUCACGGGGCUGCACAAGUCCGAGGUGGUUCGCUGGUUCAGUGACAGCCGGCGUAUUCACAAGAACGGACAGCUGCCGUGGCUAGACACCUACCAGAACACGUUGGCGGAUUCCAGAGUGUGGUUUGCUGAGGAGAGGCACAGCAACGCAAUAGGUCACACAGGGAUGCAGAGAGCUGAGCAGCAGACCCAUUUCAUGGGGCACGAUCUGGCAAGAGGUCUGGUUGGGCCGGAGACUAUCGAGCGAGACCAAGCCAGUGUGCUGGAGGGGUCCCAGAGGUACUUGUCCUCCCUGCUGACGUCUGGGGAUCCUGAGGGCCUGCAUGGGCGGGAAGAGGCCUACGACACAACCAGAGCGCCCACCACACCAAUGCAAGAUCCCUGGGCAGUCAAGGGAGAGGAACACCAGCAGCCCAUUGACGGUCAGAGUUUUCGGGAGCACCAGGCCCAAGACAAACAGUCCAGGGACAGUCUGCGGAGGGAGCUGUUGAAGGUGUGAUGUCUCCAGGCAGCGGGAGCUGAGGAUGAGGAGGACGAGGAGCGGAGAGGGGGGAGCCUGGGGGGUAGGGGGACGCCAGGACGGGGUGCAAAAGAGGGGCAUGGGAGAGGGAGGGUAGGGAGAUGUAAUGGGGCGGCGGGGUAGGGGAGGGGGAUGAUGAUUACUGUUAACCAUUUGUGGGUUUGUUUUUUGUUAUGACAGCACACGUGAUUGUAAUUAGUCUGUGAAGGCAGUGUGGGACUCCCCCCCCCCUCUCCCCCCCACCCCCACCGGAGGGGAGGGGACACAAAGUCGAAUGUCAAAGAGAGUGAUGAGCGAUUAAGAAAAGAACCCACCGAUGGACCAGAAGGAUGGAUGGAUGGAAGGAAGGAGGAGGAUGAGAAGGAUGAGGCAAACCCAGCUCUACGGGGGGACUGAGGUGAACCAUGUCUGAAACUGCACUAUUGAAAAGGGUUGUUUUGUUGUUGUUUUUUUUUAAUGACUGGACAAAGAAGGUGUCGUUGUGACAUUUGUGAUAUUUCUUACUUUUUAUUUUUUAGUUAUCAGUACUUCAGCACUGCCUUGAAUUGUACUAUAUCCGUCAAAGGAUUUUUAAAUGUAUUUCUCCUGUUAUCACUGUAAUUCCAGAUAAGAGUGAGUCUGUAUUUUAUGUUAAGCUCUAUAAUUGUUAGUGAAAUUAAAAAUCACACUGCGGCUAUAAGCAACGCAAAGCAAAGCAAAGCUAAGCAAAGCAAGAAAAAAAAAUGUUUAAAAAAAAAAAAAAACUUUUUUUUAAAACUAGAGGUAAAGAUGUAGAGAAAAAAACAGAGGCUCAAAGUCAUAUCUGACUGCUUUAGUGGUGUCUGCUGCACACUUCCGAGUUGUUUCACAUGUAAACGUUGCCUUAAUACUUUGCCCACUCAUUCCCUGUUUAACAGUGACUGGCUUCACAGCAACUGAGCUGCAAAGACACUGUGAGUGUCUAUAAAUUAAUGGCUAGAAGUCCCCCCAGGGGAAUCUGCUGCUGUAUUUUAUCAGAAAGGUACUAAAAAACGUCUCUAUUAAGUAAGAAAAAGGAGAUAUGAUAAAUACUAUGUUUAAACUAAUUAAAAAAGAAAAGAAAGACUAAUAUGAUGCAGAACUUGAAGCGAUGGACUUGGACAAAGAGUUAAAAAAAGACAAAAUGGCAUGGUUGGAAAGAAAAAUAGCUAGACAGCCAAAUGAAGAUGUCUGCUGAGUAGAUUUCUAUGUUUUGCUGACAAUUCGGUGUUGAUUUUAAACAAUGUGAAUGCAAACGAUUCUGCAUCUCCAAACAAGCUGCUAUGUGUGUUGAGAAAGGUGCUAAACCAUCCCAAAGAGAGAGUGGACACGUCCCUUUCUGGUGUUGUAUGCAUUAAUAUUGAAUGUGGUCAAGUCUAAUCUCUUGGAACAAUAGCAAAGAUAAAUCUGGGCUUACAGUAUUAUCCUGAUCACUUUUGACUGAGAACACACAUACCUAGCACCGUUGUAUUACCCUUUCUACACAUACAAGAUCUUUACAGAAUAAAUGGAAUACAGCAAA
This is a messenger RNA of Engraulis encrasicolus (European anchovy), 7079 nucleotides long. RefSeq names its product zinc fingers and homeoboxes 3a (gene zhx3a). Gene Ontology annotation, biological process: regulation of transcription by RNA polymerase II. The record is from RefSeq and is a predicted model, not a curated record. Bases 1979 to 5539 code for a protein of 1186 amino acids. Gene Ontology annotation, cellular component: nucleus. Gene Ontology annotation, molecular function: DNA binding; DNA-binding transcription factor activity, RNA polymerase II-specific. The transcript has 3 exons. Lineage: Eukaryota; Metazoa; Chordata; Actinopteri; Clupeiformes; Engraulidae.